AUGGUGAGCUCGGGGAAUCAGGAAUUACAAUGAUAAAAUGGUCAUUCAGGUUAUGAAUAAAUUGAAGAAACGUGCGUAUUUUUCCCAUUCCACAUACGUCUUGAUUUGGAUAAGUCUUUGCAUUGUCUGUGUUCACGAGUUGAUCUACGGGUACAUCCAGGUGAUUCCCUCGAGGUUACCAGUCCUUUCAUAUCUCUAGAAUUUCUAGAAUUGGUCCCUCUACCGCUCCUUCGUAUACUCGUCGGAUCCGUGCAAUAUAAUGUUCAACGAGUACGAAUGUUUUCCGUGGUACACCGCCAACAUCUUCGUUCGGCUCCUUCUCCUCUUUACGGAUUGUGCUCUGACCGUCGACCGGUAUUCCACCAAAGCCUUCCAGAUACUUAUUGUGAUCUGUUUCAGACUGUUGACUCUAAUCGUUCCACGGAUCUCCUCUUCUUAUUCACGCGGAAUCAUUCUGUUUUUAUUUUCCGUACGUGUCGUUCUCUUAGGAACUGAAUUUGCACUCUCUCACAUUUUCAGAUGAUCGCCUCCAUUGCAUUCUGCAUUUAUCUGACCAGUGAUGGGCCGAACAAAAAUUUGCAGAGUAACUGCUUCCAGAGAAUGAACAGGAAUCUGGAUGAGCUCACGAAUCAGGUUCUGUUCUACUUGAAAGUAUGCGUCGCCUGCCUCAUCCUCAACGUCAUCACUGGCUUCGUUAGCUGGAGAUCCCUGCGAAAGUAUCCCUUUUCUCUCUUUUAAUACACACGAGAAUACUCAUUGCCUUUAGGAAGAAGUUCAUUCUGAGUGAGCAGUAUUCCAAACGAGAAGCCGUGAACGGCGCUUUCGUCAUCUUCCUGAUUCUGUGCUUCCAAACAGUUGCACUCAUGUUCUACUCCGCUUCAAUUGUUUACAUUCUCAAAAUCUACGAAUGGAUUAACCAGAUCGUGACGAUCAACUUGGUUCUCUGGUUUUAUGUGAGUCUGCCAACCAACAAUCCAAUAAUAUCCCUUUGCUUGCAGACUUACCCGUGGGCGUGUCUGUCCCUUCCAGCCGGAAUCAUGUUUACUACACAAUACAUCUCAAGCAGUCGACGGCGAAAGAUCGGCGUCAUGACGACGAUGAACAAGAACGAGGAUCAGGGCGCAUACUUAUCAAGUUGAAUCAGUCGUGGGGAGAUGAGUACGUCUACAAAUUCAGUCAGGCGCAAGUGACUCCGGUUGUGUGAUUUCUAUUAUUUAUUUAUUAAAGCCGGACUCAAUUUUGAAAUAAACAAUUGUUGAAUGCUUUGAAAUAUGUUGAAGAUCAAAAUUUCCUCUUGUGAAAAUUCUAAUUUUUGCUAUUGAAUGAGAAGCAAGCGCCGAGAAUGUGACAAUCCUUUCCAUCGAGCACGCAAAUGUCGCAUACGUCGACUGGCGGACGGAGAGAAUCUGAAAAAAUGGAGGGCGGAGAAGUAUUUGCCAUUCUGUCCAACUAACCGUCUUUCCUUCGAGCACGCGUCUCGGUAUCCGCGGCGCCUUUGCGCAAAACGGCAAAAUGUUCGUCGAUACGCUGAAAAUUUGCGCUUUGUAUUGCGAAGACAGCAGAUAAUGAUUUGUUUUUAAGAAUUCAAACAGGAACGGAGAUUAUAAUCAAUAAAAGAAGAGAGAACGACUUGAAAACGAGUGAAAAACGCAAAAAAAUUGAUAACUAUUGUGUUGUUGGCAAAAAUGGCAGAAAAGAACUCGGAUGGCCUAGGUCCCCCAUGCAAAGAGUAAAAUUUUCACAAGAGGGAAUUUUGAUCGUUUCAAAGCAUUCAACGAUAUUUUGUUUCAAAAUUGAGUCUUUAAAUGUCAGAAAAAACUUGUUUCUCAUUAAGAAUAGAUAUGAAAAGGUUGAUAAUGAAUAUAAUGAUGAUAAUGAAAUAAAGCGGUACGCAUUGCUCUCAUUUUGAACUCUCCAACUGAAACUAGGAAUUCAACGCCCUCGAAUUUGUUCCGUAAUAUUCACUGGGGGAAACCUUGUUUUUUCCCAAAGCUGAAUAGCGAGAAUGGAAUGGUCCUGAGAGAUUGGCACUGCUUCAUUACUGAGCUUAACACUCAUUUGCUCCAUUCUUUGUAGUACCCUCCCUAUUCAAAGUGUCUAUAAAGCACUCCUUUUAAACAUUUAAUUCCGUAACAACUUUCACAGUGUUCUCAACUUCUCAACCUUUUUCCAUUCCGUAUAGAAACCAGGCUCGUCCGGACUGCGUAUCGAUUCUUCAGUUCCUACCACGAUGAGUUCGAACUUCACGCCAAUUAUAACUCGUGGAAACCUCUGCGCUUCCGAUUUCGAACUAUCAGAGAGACUCUCCUCGGGCUUCCGCACAAAUGUGUACUGUAAUAAUACAAUCAUGGUACUGACUGUAUUCUUGAACCAGAUGGUAAUCUAUGCGGGACCCGGAGCGCAAGUAUAUGUAUACUUAUUCUAGGCGGUACAAAAAAUGAUCAAGAAGAAAGUGUUCGGCAAAACAACGCGGAAUCUGCUGUUCUUCUGCAUGUUCUACUAUAUCAUUCAUGAUGUUUACUUCGCUUUCACCAUGGUGUGCCGCACUUCCGGCUCGACCCGUGACGUCAUCUUAAUUACAGAAUUGGUCAUUCUAUCGGUCGAUCACUGAGAGCAAUGAUUCGUGCAACAUCAUGUUCAACGGCUCCGAGUGCUUCUUUCUCUACCUUUUCGGAAUCUUUCUCCGGGUUCUUCUUCUCUACUCCCAAUGUGCUAUUACCAUUGAACGGUAACUCAGCAGCCUCGUCAGUCAAAAACAACAAUAUUUCCAGAAUGAUAAUAACAUUCCUCCCGAACUCUGACCUCAUAAACUCGGCCACCAUGAACGUAAUGACCAUUCUGAUGUCUGUGAUCACGACGAGCAUCCUGAGACCCGCCAGUCCUUCCCUGUACAACAGUUCCAAUUGCUUCCAACAGUUGUAUCCCGGAAUGAGCACCGCCCGGUUUGGAGCAUUCCCUCAUCAUUCGCAACUCAGUUUCUCGUUUUCAGAAGCAUAAUUUGUGUUAUGCUCGCUUUCGAUGUCAUCUGUUUUCCUGCCAAUUGCUGGGUCAUGAUGCGGUAUCGCAGAAUAUUCCACAACUUUCAGAGCAAGUGAGUCUACGUUUGAAAUGGCUGAGAAAGAAAAGAAGAAGAUGAGUUUUGUUUGUAGAAAUGGCUACGACCUGAAGUCUCGUUACACUUACAAGAACAACAUGUACUCGGCCGUAAUGGUCUCCAUCAUUUCUCUCGUCCAAACUCUUCUCCUCACCGUCUACAUUAUCGGUGCUUUGACCGGUCUCAACCUCUACACAACCGACGACGGCUUAUUUUUCGCCUCGAACUUCCUCCUCUGGUUUUACGUAAGAAAUGUUUUGAAACUCUCCCAGUUGGUUCGUUGAUUAACUACAGACAUUCCCAUUAGCCGGACUCGCGUUGCCGUGCACUAUUCUGCUAUCUUUCACGGGGUUGAGCAUCAAGAGGAAUAACAAGAUUGCGGUGCUACAGACGACGCAGAUGAACUACAACCAAGACGCCUACUUCAGAGACCUGAACAGCGUGUGGAACAGGGCCGCGCCCAAAAAGUGCUAA
This is a messenger RNA of Caenorhabditis sp. 36 PRJEB53466, 3568 nucleotides long. NCBI's taxonomy places the organism in Eukaryota, Metazoa, Nematoda, Chromadorea, Rhabditida, Rhabditidae. The record is from the annotation of a GenBank genome assembly.